UAUGGCUGCGACCAUGAAAACAAAAACAAUGAAAAUUUUCUAUUAAUUUUCCUCAUUUUCAAGGAAUUUACGCUGUUUUGCCGAAAACGGUUUGAUUUUUCAACGAAUCUAUUCCUCAAUCAAUAAAUCAUGGCGAUGCCACCACAUAAUGUACAAAAUCCAAUGCAGACAUCAGGGGUGGGAAUGAUGGUGCCAGGUCCCGGGAUCACCAUGAUGCAACAGCAGCCUGCUCCUCAGUACCACCAAAUGAUGCAGCAAGGCAUGCCGGGCCCUCCACCAGGGGUGCAGAUGCAACAAAUGAUGGGUGGGAUGCCCCCUGGUGGCCCACCGCAGAAGGAAAUUCCGGCAGCGUAUCUGUGUCGGUUGGGGCAGGAAGCAGUGCAGGAGAUCGUCCACAAGACAAUGGAGAUAUUUCAAACCUUGAAACAGACUACUCUCCCGAACGGCACAACAGUCAACAUGCAAAAUUAUCAAGACCGUCGGGCCAAACUUGAAGAUCACAUGAAGAAAAUGACAAUAUGUUUCAACCGAUUGCGUAACCUCUACACACGAGUGAACGACACUUGUACCAUGAUAACCCAGAACAAUGAAGAAAAUUUCAUUCCGUAUGAGGAUGAAGAUGAGACUAACUACGCCCGACAGACAGACAUUUAUCAGUACAGCUCCGAGGAGCGCAAGGAAGUGAUUGAGCAAGUGAGAUUAAAGAAUCGGCAGCUCAAGGAGGUGAUAGAUCAGCUACGCACCGUCAUCUGGGAAAUUAACACAAUGAUGGCCAUGAGGCAUACGUGAUUGAUCGGCUACCCAUCGUCAUUCGGGAAAUCAAUGAUAGCCGCGAGGCGCAUGUUACACGGACAGAUUGUUGGGAGAGACUUGAUAAAACAUGCUGUGGCAUUUAUUUGUGACCAUGAAGGACUUGGCAGCGAGUGUAGCAGUGGGGCAUUCGCAACUCGAACAGAUUGUCACAAGAGACUAGAUGACACAUGUUGUGAACUUUAUUUGUGACACCGAAGGACUUGGCGGCUCACGAGAUUCUGGUCUAGUUGAGCAUGGAUUAUCUCCAGUGUGAAUCGUGGACCAGAUUUUUACCCAUAACAAUCAUCAUCACACACACUUUCAAACAACCAUUCAACACUUUGUCUUUUAAUCAAGUUCCUGCGCUGCUCUCAACUUGAUCAGUUUUGUCUUAUAAUUGUUCAAGUCUUUUCAAAAAUCUUCGGAAAUUUCCGAAGACAAUGCAAACUGGCGUCAAUGGAGUCAAACCAGCAUGUGAAUUUGGUAAAAGAUACAAUGACUGGUUGCCUGAGAACUUUUGCCGUGCAUAUGGGAGAAAAUCUGGUCCAUUGUUUACAACGGUAUUUGGUACAUGUAAGGUCAAGGUCGAAGGGUGUAACGUCUUGGCGUAACAGGAGACAACACCCGAACUAGUUUUGAACAACAACCAAGUCCUGUAAAAACGAACACAAACACUUAUAUCAUGUGCAAAAUAAAUA
Molecule: messenger RNA, 1490 nt
Organism: Lineus longissimus
Lineage: Eukaryota; Metazoa; Nemertea; Pilidiophora; Heteronemertea; Lineidae
Product: mediator of RNA polymerase II transcription subunit 30-like
Exons: 5
Coding region: 130-789 (219 amino acids)
Biological process (GO): positive regulation of DNA-templated transcription
Cellular component (GO): mediator complex
Molecular function (GO): transcription coregulator activity
Source: RefSeq, a predicted model, not a curated record